ACUAUUUUUGUUGUCUGGAUGUUGUUUUUAUGUGGAACUCAGUCGACAACAACUUUCUAAAAAAAAAAAAAAAAGCGCACCAUAGAAAAGAAGUCGACAGGACAACAUAGAUCACAAUGGGCCAGGACAUUCGCUUUCCAGAUGGAUGCGAUUCGCUGUUGGAGCGAUGCGUUCACAUCAUGCACACGAUCGAUCCGAUUGAGAAAGCCGACUUGACACUUCUUCUUGGACAGCAGUGGCGGGAAACCAUCAAGGCCCGCGAUAGCGACAACGCAAAUGGCAUGACACUGAUGAAAGUCGGCCGUGCAACCCCGCCAGAGAUACCGUUGCGACCUGACAAUCUCGAAUUUGUCCGACCUGGCUUUGGGGUCAAGGUCGGCAAGGCUGGAUCGCUCUCAAGCAGGAUCGCCAUCUUGCACGCCCUGGCAAACGUGGAACAAUGGGCGAUCGACACUGCAUUGGACAACAUGGCACGCUUCGGAUACUACACUCAGGCCACUGCUGGCACAACUCUCAAGGAUCGGCCCGAAAACGAACAGGAGAAGGAGUUUCUGAUGCCAAAUAGGUUCUUUGACGAUUUUAUGCAAAUGGCUUGUGACGAAUCUAAGCACUUUAAAUGGCUGAACGAGCGGUUAGAGUCACAGGGAGCGCAUUAUGGGGACCUACCUGUCCAUGCCUCGAUCUGGGACUCUUGUACAGACACUGCUCGCUCGGCUCUCGCACGUAUGGCCGUCGUGCAUAUGACGAUCGAAUCUCGAGGACUGGAUGUUAACCCGGCAACGAUCGCUCGUUUCGAUCGAAGUGGCGAUACGGAUUCUGCAAGGAUGCUGCAAAAGAUUCACCAGGACGAGGUCACGCAUGUUCAGAUUGGACAUCGUUGGUUCUGUUAUCUGCUGAAAAAACACGAGGGCAUUGGAGCGGCAGCAGUUACUUCAGGUGCCAUCACGACUGGGGACGAAGCUUCGGAAGAGGCAUCGGACAGCAGGGCCUUUGGUGCUGGCGAGAGUCAAGACACGGAAAUUGAUGACGCCGAUAACGACUUGUACGAGUUUCGACAAGUCACGCCGGCAUAUGCGCAAAAGGAGGACGGCACUCCAGGAGAAGAGAUCGUGGAUCCUAUCGAGGCGCAACGACGGAGACGGUUCCAGGAGAUGGUGGUGCAAUACUUCAAGGGAUCUCUCAAGCCACCAUUUAACACUGCAGAUCGAGAGAAGGGUGGAUUGACACGGGGGUGGUACGAGCCGUUGGUUGUUGUUCGGGAGAGAACAGGAUUCAGACCGUCUGCUGGAAGGCGACUGCAGAGCAAGAAAGGGAAAACAGAGGGAGUAGACGGCAUCUCUGAAGCAAAUACUGCAGUUAGUGCCACAGGAGAAGAGUCAGCAGUAAAGAUCAGUGCAUCUACUUCGGAAACACCUAUGACUCCAGCCCCUAGUGAACCUGCGCAAGCUAUGAUGGAGAAAGAGGCUGUUUAGAACAGCAGGGCAAGGCAUCGAAGCAUUCAAUAGACAAUAGAAGCGUUUGCGGACGAAACAAAUUCGAUAUCCACAAAGACACAGGGGUUUCUUUGAAUGGAGAUCAUGGUCUAUUCCUCAGCAAAUAGGUAGCCUCAGAGCCUUUUAAAAGCUGCCGCAUCUUGAACAAAGCCGUUAUAUUCACUUUUUCUUUUUCCAUGAUGUGGU
Molecule: messenger RNA, 1679 nt
Organism: Gamsiella multidivaricata
Lineage: Eukaryota; Fungi; Mortierellomycota; Mortierellomycetes; Mortierellales; Mortierellaceae
Exons: 4
Coding region: 117-1472 (451 amino acids)
Source: RefSeq, a predicted model, not a curated record